Molecule: messenger RNA, 450 nt
Organism: Scaptodrosophila lebanonensis
Lineage: Eukaryota; Metazoa; Arthropoda; Insecta; Diptera; Drosophilidae
Product: gametocyte-specific factor 1
Exons: 2
Coding region: 68-361 (97 amino acids)
Source: RefSeq, a predicted model, not a curated record
UUUGUACUCAGACAAAAGUGACAAAUCUGCAAUCGCUUAGUUUUGCAUUUAAUUUAAAGCAUUUAAUAUGGCUGACCUGCCUUACGGCAUUUGUCCGUAUGAUAAAAACCAUCGCGUUCUCCUGAUGCGAAUGCCGGGCCAUAUUGUGAAGUGUUCAAAGAAUUAUUGCGGACCACCUCUAGCCAUUUGCAAAUACAACGCCACUCACCGCGUGCUGCCUGAGGAAAUGGACAAUCAUUUAGAGACUUGUGCCGAUCAAAUAAAAUUCAAUAGCUAUAAAAUCUCUGAGUCGGCAAAGAAUUUUCGCAAGGAGCCGCCGUCCUGCCUUGCGAAAGAUAAUGAGCCAGUGAAAGAGCAUUAACGCAAAUCCUACACCGUAAAGUUGCAGGAUCGACCUUACACACAUAUACAACUACAUAUGUAUAUAUAUACUUAAAAUAUUAAAUGCAU